AGUUAUUAGUAGUUUGCUCUGAGUUCAGGGUUCUGGGUUGUUGUACCGAACCGGUGCAUAAGGGCUUAAAUUUUCACGACAUGCCGCGUAAACUUGACUGCACCUUGGAAUCUGAACAACAGCCCUCAAAAUUGCACAGACACCAAUCCCCCAUUAAAUGCCAAAGGGCCUUUCAAGACCUAGCAAGAGCUCUGGUACACACAUACAAGCCCACAAAUUCAAAAAUUGCGCUUGGUGACUCGCUGGUGGUGUGGUGGGAAUACGGCACGGUACAUGUAUGUAGAUACUCGAGUGGGAUUGCCGCUGCUACCUUUGAGUACACUGUACAGUAUCACCGAGCGACCACCUCCAGCAAAACGGACUUUCAUGUUUGAUUCUGAACCAAGCUAGGUGCAGGGAAGAGAGAGCGCAUAAAACAACCAAGAAGCCAAACUCCAAACCCAUUCCUACCCACCGUACACUAGCAACCAUGUACACGAAGGUUCUUUACAACAAACCAAUCUUUGAAGACUUUGAAAGCGAUGCCUUUGACGUGGAAGACGACAAGAACAAUGAAAUCUGUGGAUGGGACAGCCUCACAGGCUGGCUUCUCGAUGACGAAGGAUCUUCCAGUUCGGCCGAAUACGAUCUUAUCAAGGACAGAGAAACCAACAGUGUGAGCCAUGUGGUACGACUCUACAGUGGCGGCGACUAUCCCACCCCCUCGGGUGCCUGGAGUACCACCUUUGAUGUCUCUGCGGAGGAUGAUCGCAACUCGACUUUGAUUCUCGAGUUUGAUUACUACGUUCAGAUGGAUCAAAGAUUCGAUGACGAGACCGAGGGAUCCAUCAAAGUACACGUCGACGAAGCUGCAGUAGGAUUUGAUAAGAAGGGGAAUCCCAUUUAUGGAUGGGACAAGUACAUUACUGUGGCUACAUUUGAUAAGCAUUCCUUUGAGGUGGGAGAAUGGCAGACGGCCCACGUCGAACUCGGAACCUACGCACAAGGCACCCACGAAAUCAAGAUUGGAGGCAGACUGUGUUCACAGCCAGAAGAUUGCAAGAAGAAGUUUGAACUCCAAUUCAACAACAUGAGGAUCUACAGUCUCCCAGGAGCCCAGGAGGACGUUACAAGGCUUGGUACCCACCCAGACUUUUGCAAACUGUAUUGAAGCGUGCCGUACUGUACCGGUACAAGACAAGCAGCUGACGACGACAAUCAGAGGCGGCAGCCAAAAGGACGCCAAGCAAUUUUGAAAGAUCCCUGUAGAUUACGCUAAUCGAUUUAGAAAAGCAUAUUGUAUCACU
Seminavis robusta is the source of this 1286-nucleotide messenger RNA. Lineage: Eukaryota; Bacillariophyta; Bacillariophyceae; Naviculales; Naviculaceae. The record is from the annotation of a GenBank genome assembly.